Messenger RNA from Drosophila elegans, 2870 nucleotides. It is a transcript of the gene C901, whose product is annotated as mucin-5AC. Gene Ontology annotation, cellular component: membrane. The transcript has 7 exons. Gene Ontology annotation, biological process: cell communication. Lineage: Eukaryota; Metazoa; Arthropoda; Insecta; Diptera; Drosophilidae. The coding region runs from base 909 to 2645 and encodes 578 amino acids. The record is from RefSeq and is a predicted model, not a curated record.
UUUGGACCGGUGAUUCAUCAGGUCCAUCGAGUUCUUGGUUGUCAGUGUUGUUUCCCGUUCUUUUGGCCGCAAAGAAAGUUGUCUUCGAACAUGUUAAUUGUGACGCGAUUGUACGAGGGGCCGUGGGUUUUUUGUAGCAGUCGAUUUCUUUUAACGGUCUAAGUUUGGCCAAAAGAAAGCACUUUUUGUUUAAGCCGAUAAUCCAAUACAUCGAGGCGUUUGUCAAAUCCCCACUAGUGUUCUGAACUCGGUCUUAAAGUUUAACUCCAUUAAGCAGGCUUAAAGUCUAUCCGUAAAAUAACUCACUUUUUAGGAGAUGUCGUCGGAUACAACAUAAAUCAAGUUGGUUUAAGAGUGUAAUUAAAGUUCAGAGAAUUUCCACAUAACUACAAGUGAAUUUAAAGUCCAUAAUAAAGAUUGUUAUUUAAUGCUACAUUUGAACCAAACCAUUUUGGUCUUUUAUACUUUUAUUGUUAAAUGUUAUAAGACAUCAAACAUUUAAAAAUCGUUUCAAGAUUAGUGAUCACUGAAAUCAAGCUAUGCCAGCCUAGACUUUUGGAAUGUAUUUUAAAACUUAAGAACUGUCCGUUUGAAAAUGCAUAUAUCUCAAAUAAAUCUAGAAAUAAAUUUCAGCAUGAAGCCAUUAAUUUCAAGACUUAUUAAUUUUUCCAAUAAAUCAUUAUUAUCAAGAUUUAUUAGAGAUAAUAAUGGACAUACAUAUAAUUAUUUAUUUUUUACAUAGGAUUUACACACUAUAGUAUUAAAACAAAUCAAAACACCAUAGCUAUUUAAAUGCAUAUUAAAACUGUCGAAGGAACCAUUAAGUUAUUUCUGAUUUAAAACAAAUGCAAUUUGUUGUUGUUGCGUAAUUAUAUACCCUAUAUGUUAUUCUGAAAAAGCACGCAAAUAUGUGGCCAGAUAAGCAGGCGACACUACUGCUGGUAACCGCGAUCACCGCUCUCAAAUUGGAGGAAACCGACUCAUUUAGGCGCAACUUUGAUGCGCGCCAAAGCAGCAACUCAAAUAUUCCGCUGUGGAAGCAACGAGCCUGUGAGAAGUCGCAGAAACAGAAGCAAAAUGCACACUACGUGUGCGAUGAAAAGGGCGACUUCAAGUGUCUUCCGGGUUGGCAGGGUGAUCUCUGUCAGGUGCCCAUGUGCCGGCGGGGCUGUGACCCCAUGAACGGUUACUGCCAGCGACCCGGCGAAUGCAGGUGCCGCAUCGGAUACAGUGGCGAGAUGUGCGACAAGUGCAUCCCGCUGCCCGGCUGCCAACACGGCGGAUGCACCAAGCCCUUCGAGUGCAUCUGCCAGCCCGGCUGGGCCGGACUCUUCUGCACGGAACCCAGUUGCCGGAGCGGAUGCCACAGCACCCGGGGAUAUUGCGAGGCGCCCGGCGAGUGCCGCUGCCGGAUUGGCUACGCCGGACGCACCUGCUCCGAGUGCGCCACGAUGCCGGGCUGCCAGCACGGCACCUGCAACAAGCCGCUCGAGUGCCUCUGCCUGCCCGGCUACACAGGACUGCUCUGCCAGACGCCUUUGUGCGACCCCGACUGCAGCAAACAGCAUGGAUAUUGCCGCAAGCCUGGCGAAUGCCGCUGCAAGGUGGGCUGGACGGGCAGCCAGUGCGACAAGUGCUUUCCGUAUCCGGGCUGUGCCAACGGCGACUGUGAGGCGCCGUGGGAGUGCAACUGCCAUCCCGGCUGGGGCGGAAUGCUCUGCGACGAGAAACUCACCUACUGCGUGGAGCAUCCGGACACGUGCGAGAACGAGGGCAAGUGCAUGUCGCUGAGUCGCGAGGAUGGGAGCUACCGCUGCCAGUGCCGGCAGGGAUUUCUGGGCAAGAACUGCGAGAUACGGGAUGACUUUCUGCUGACCUCGGUGGCGCCACCGCGCAUCACGCCGCCCACACCCUCUGAAUUGGAAUUGGAACUGGACCAGGAGCAGGACCAUGAACAGGAGCAGGAGCAGGAGCAGGAAACAGGUGUAGCUAUGCCUUUACCCGAUGAAAGCACGCUGGGUAACGAGCCGAAGCGCCGGACAAAUGACACCGCAGCUGUGCCAACCGCAGGAGCAGGAGGAGCAGGAGGAGUAGGAGGAGCAGGAGGAGCAGGAGGCAACAAAAACACCACUGCCACAAGGACGAAAGUGGUGGCAACUGGAGCUGGCAGCCACAAUGCGACUAAUGAAGCGUUAAGCGCCAUUACAACGAGGCGUGCCACCCCAGUGACACCAGCACCAUCGCCAUCGCCAUCGUCAUCGCCAUCGUCAUCACCAAUACUAGUAGCAACAUCCGGGGAAAAAAACGUUAAGGGCGAUGCAACAAGUGUGGCAGCAGCGACAGGACCUCUGCCACGCCCCACACAGCUCACUAGCCAGGAGCAAACAAUAGCAACAUUGGCGCCAGCUGCAACAGCAACACCAGCAGCAACAGCAGUAACAGCAACAGCAACGGCUACAGCAGCAAUCUCCCCCGUGAGCAGCCACAAGGACAAGCCAAAUGUGGAGGUCGAGGAGGAGGAAGAGGAGGAUGAUGACGAGGACGACGAGGAGGACGAGGAUGACGAGGAUGGCGAGUACGACGAAGAGGAGGACGAGGACGAUGAGGAGGAUGACAGCGAUCAACUCAUACCAAAUAUUAUAUAGUUAAGCAGCCGACAAAUGGCUAGUAAUUCUAUUAUUUAUAUCCGGUGCUCAUGUAGGGAUUUGUUAUCUGCCAAUUGAAGCAUUCGCUAAUCUUGAAGAUAUGUUUCUACAAGAGGUUGAAAUUAAAUAAUUAAAAUAAAAAGUAUAAAAAUGAUGCCACAAUUCUAAUCCAUUGAGUACCGAGUAUCUCUUUGCUUACUUGUUUUUCUUUUUUUUUUUUUAUCA